AGUGACAGGAGGCCUAGCUGUUCUCCCGGUCUACAGCCAAUGGCACCACCAACGCUCUUUUCGCCCGGGGACGAACACUCUCAGAGCUCCAAUGUCCUCCUUCUCGAGCCUUUGACACCUUCAUCGUUCUCCCCUUUUGGAACCGCCAUAUCACCUCCCUUCUCGAGCUCGCUGAACAGUGUCCCGACGAGCAUCCCCAAGCCACUGCACUCACAGCAUCAGCCCACUGCGGUCUUCGCGAACCAGAACUCCGCAUUGAAAACCUCGCCGAUAUCAAAAUUCACCAACAAGUAUCCCUCCAACUCCUCAUACCCGGCUUCAAACCCUCGGAUGAGCAUGUUCUCAUGCUUCCCUCGCAACAUCAGUGGUGUUGGCAUCGACAAUUCCAGACCUGGAAAAGUGGCCUUCGAAGUGUCCAUCCUCGAACGACACCCUUAUACAACGCAAACAUUCAGCCCCCUGGGUCUUUCUGCAGAGGACAAGUCGACAGUAUUUCUCGUCAUCGUUGCACCGUCACUCCCUUCCCCUGCCACAGCAAGAACCUCCUCUGGAGAGACAGUCCGGAUCGCCAAUCCGCCAGACUUGUCUCGUAUGAAAGCGUUUGUGGCACGAGGUGACCAGGCUGUCACCUACGGGCCAGGCACCUGGCACGCCCCAAUGGCCGUCGUCGGACAACGCAGGGUGGAUUUUGUGGUGAGUCAAUUCGCCAAUGGGAUCCCCGAUGAUGAUUGCCAGGAGGUCCUGUUAGGAGAAAACGCCGUCAUUGUAGACUUGGAUACUCUCAAUCUGGACUUGGGUCCACAUCGGAGUAGAUCAAAGCUGUGAAGCUUCGAAUGGAGCAUCCUCUGCCCAAGUCUCCAGCUUACACUUUGGAGCUGACCUGUAUGGGCGCUACAUCCAAACGGCUUUGCUGGUCUUUAUUGGACUACGCUACCUUCAACAGGACUUAUCGUGGUGGUGACUCUCCCUACCGCAUUGCUCCACACCGGCGGCGCCGGCGCGGCUGACCCAGCGGCUGCCCGCACCAACCUGCCGUGCCAGAUGUACGCUGUAGUCCUUCUCACAGAAGGCAUUCAACCCUCAUUCACGUCACCCUCCCAGACGUGACUCAUUAUCUGUUAUGGAGUUUGUUGGCGGAUUCGGACGGAUGGGGAUGUGACGGUCACGCUCACGGUUACAGUCGCGGGCGGGUGUUUUAGUAAACAAAAGUGCUAAAGCCACGUGAGCUUGCUCCUGUGUGCAGAAGCAAUCUUCUUGUUCACAUUCACUGCUAGACGCUGCAUAUUCAAAGGGUAUCAUAACAGCUGAAACACUCCAACACUCCCAACCAAGGCAAGAGAAUCGCCCCACGGACCAACUUUUCCUGAUACAUAUCAGAA
Messenger RNA from Exophiala xenobiotica, 1379 nucleotides. RefSeq lists its product as uncharacterized. The transcript has a single exon. NCBI's taxonomy places the organism in Eukaryota, Fungi, Ascomycota, Eurotiomycetes, Chaetothyriales, Herpotrichiellaceae. The coding region runs from base 40 to 825 and encodes 261 amino acids. Gene Ontology annotation, molecular function: ureidoglycolate lyase activity; ureidoglycolate hydrolase activity. Gene Ontology annotation, biological process: allantoin catabolic process. The record is from RefSeq and is a predicted model, not a curated record.